Messenger RNA from Zophobas morio, 3830 nucleotides. It is a transcript of the gene Tmem63, whose product is annotated as calcium permeable stress-gated cation channel 1. Gene Ontology annotation, molecular function: calcium-activated cation channel activity. The record is from RefSeq and is a predicted model, not a curated record. Gene Ontology annotation, cellular component: plasma membrane. The coding region runs from base 515 to 2755 and encodes 746 amino acids. NCBI's taxonomy places the organism in Eukaryota, Metazoa, Arthropoda, Insecta, Coleoptera, Tenebrionidae. The transcript has 2 exons.
AAAAUACAACGUCGAAACGUCAUGUAGAGAGAAUCUUAAUACAAUAAUAAAAAUGGCAGUGAGUCUGUUUGCCAUCAUGUAAACAUAAUAUUUGAUCCUGACUGUACUUCGACCAACGUACUGUAAAAUAUUAUUAUUGUUAGUUCGAGGAAAGAUUUAUAGUCAAUCGCAGGGCAUACAGCUUAUUACAGUUUACAGUAUUUUGGUGCCGACCACGGAUAGAGAGUAACAGUUAACAGCUGAUCCCGACAUUUCGAACCAUAUUAGCGAAGCAUUGGAAGCAUGUAUUAAAUUUUAUAGUGUUGCCUGGUGUUAACAGUUGCCACUCAGCACUAGUAUUGAAGUUCUGUGGUGUGCACAGUAGUGUGUGUAAUAAUUGGCUACAUAUUAUGGUCAAAUGUAAUUGAAAUUGCGUCAUCAACAACUACGUUGGAAUGCGGUGCUUUCAUUUCAUUCUUUGAGAUUUUUUGUAAAUACAGAGUUUGUAUAUUUGUGAUGAAUCUUGCAAUUUAAUAUGGUAUUCAACAACUUUGGGGAUCGCUCGCGUCCUUUAGGAAAUUUAAAUAACGACACUUGUCUAACCACAAGACGUGCAAAUGCAACAGUUAUCAGUAACGUGUAUGAAGGAAUUCCAGAAACAAUUUUGCUUAAUGUUGUCUCCUGGAUUUUACUUAUCCUAUUAUUCGCCAUUUUACGAAAUAGAGCAUGGGAUUAUGGUCGAUUGGCUUUGGUCCACACUGAAAAGUGGACCCAGUUGUUUUACAAAAACACAGAAGACGCAGUUGCUGUCGAAGAGUCAAGUACAGACGUUUCUCUUAUUCCUGAUACUGGUUGUUUAUGGUUUCCUUCAAUUUUUAAAAUAAGUCGUGAGAGAAUUUACACACGCUGUGGCCCUGAUGCUUCCCAUUAUUUGUCGUUUCAAGAGCAUCUGUUGUUUUUGUCAUCUGCAAUAAUGAUAUUUUCAGUUUGUGUUAUCUUACCUAUCAACUUCCAAGGUACUUUACAAGGAGGCAAAACGACUUUUGGUCACACUACUGUAAGUAAUUUGGAGCCAACUUCUAAUUGGUUGUGGGUACAUGUUAUUGCAAGUUUCUGUUUUGUACCUUUAACUGUCUUAAUUAUGAGAAGAUGUUCGGGACGGAAGCCCAGCGUUACUGCAUUGACGUCGCGUACAAUAAUGAUCACGCAUAUUUCACGCUCUCAAAGAAAUUCAGAAGAUAUUAAAAACUAUUUUACACUAAAAUACCCUGAUAUUGAAAUUAAAGAUAUCCAGAUUGCAUAUAGGGUAAAAAAAUUAACCAAAUUAGAGAGAGAGCGAGAAUUAUCUCGCGAGGCGAAAAUGUACUGUAUACUUAACCAUAAACCAGACCUUAAAGUUCAGCCCUAUGGUUGUAUUAUAUGUUGUCCAUGGAAAGCAAAAAACGCCCUUUUAUAUUAUACAGAAGAAGAAACACGUCUUAAUGAAUUGGUGAUUAGAGAGAGAAGGACGGUUUUGGAAAAUCCUCUUGGAAUUGCUUUUUUGACGCUAAAUUCGGAAGAAAGUGCGCAACACGUGAUCAAGUCAUUUGAACCUGGUUCUGUCAGACACUGGUUGAUCACUAAAGCGCCAUCCCCAUCUGACAUAAAUUGGGAAAACUUAGAAAUUUCUUACAGAAAUUGGUACUCAAAAGCAAUAAUAAUAAAUGGGAUAUUAUUUCUAGUGCUCUUCUUCUUAACAACUCCUUUGAUUGUGGUUAACGUUUUCAACAAUCUAACUUCAGCCCAAGACAUUUUUGUAAGUAAACUUAGUCCUGUACUUUCUGAUUUUCUUCCAACUCUUCUGCUUUUAUCAUUUUCUGCUUUAAUGCCUGUUCUUGUGGCGUACUCAGACGAAUGGAUGUCACACUGGACCAAAUCUAAGCAAAAUCAUGCGACUAUGCACAAAGCCUUCUUCUUUCUGUUAUUCAUGGUUUUGAUUCUUCCCUCAUUAGGAUUAACAAGCGCACAAGCUUUUUUCGAGUGGCCUUUGCAAUCUCAUAAUGUAACAGUACGAUGGGAAUGUGUAUUUCUGGCAGAUAAAGGUGCUUUUUUUGUCAAUUAUAUUAUAACAUCAGCUUUAAUUGGUACAGCCUUGGAGCUCCUUCGGUUUCCAGAACUUGCAAUGUACGUCUUUAGAUUUCUUCGUAUUAAGUCAGAAGCAGAAAAGACAAGUAUUCGUAAAGAAAUUAUGUCUGAAUUUCCGUUCGGCAUCCAUUAUGCGUGGACUCUACUUAUCUUUACAAUAAGCACCGUUUACAGUUUGACGUGUCCUUUAAUUACCCCGUUCGGUUUACUUUACCUUUGUUUGAAACAUUUCGUUGAUAAAUAUAACAUCUAUUAUGUUUAUAGACCUAUAACUAUGUGCGGAGAAGGCCAACAAAUUCACGCGAGUGCUGUUAAAAUGGUACGAGUUGCUAUAUUCGUCUUACAGUUAAUAAUGGCCGCAUUUUCAUUCAUCCGAGGAGGUUUAAAUGUUAAGUUUUAUGUUAGUUUAAUGGGACUUUUUGUUACUAUUGCGUUUUUCUGUUUCUUGAGUCCAUUUCCGUCGUGUAAACCGACUCAGUCGAAUAUUGCUAAUUUUCCAGAAAGCAGCGAACAGUAUGUUGCCCCUGUCCUUUUAAGUUCGCAAAAUGUAGAACAAGGAAGUGAAGUUAUUAUAUCUUCUCCAUCUUACGGUUCUAAUGUUAAUGAAGUAGGUGUCCAGUUAAGGUCGGAUAUGGGUUCUUCUAUUGCAUAAGUAUAGUUUUUGCUUGUGGUAUGGCUGUGAGCUUAGUUUAUAAGCAAAUAUAAAGGUGUGUAUUUUGUAUAUUUAAAAUAAAUAGUAAAAACGUAAUUAAGUACAUGCACGAUAAGUAUUUCAAUAGUUUCUUUUUAUUGUAUUGACCCAGUCUCAAUCAUUAUGAUUCCUGAUAUAAGUUGUCAUUCAAACGAAUCUUUAAGACAGAUUCUUGCUGACAAUUUAUGUCGCGAUCAACUAAAAACUUUAUCCUUUUAAAAUAUUUAUAUACUCAUAAAUUCAGAGAGGAAUUAUAUAACGAUUGUAUUCUGUAUAGUUUAAUUUGAGGACUUGUUAUAAUGGUUUUCUUGUUACUAAUAAAUUUUGCAAUUAAUUAUUUUCCUUUGUUUUUGUCUGUUUUUUAACUGUUGUACACUUCGCUAAUUAUUGUUGUUAAAUAGCCGACUAUUUUCAAAAAUAGCGUUAAUAGCUGGAUAUUUAUCAGCUUUCGAUUCACUAACAACACUCCUACAAACACCAAUAACCUGUUUCUGACUUCUUCCACACAGAACUUACUCAUACAAAAUGAAAAACCAUGUGCAAAAAAAAAUGUAUUACAAAAUUGCAACAAUUAUAAAUUAACAAGUUGUGAAACAAAUUCUUCUCUGAUCAUCAGAGUACAAAAACUUAAAUUUUAAUGAUUCUUUUUUGUGGGCUUGACAAGUUUUUCAUACUUGCUCUUGCUGGAAUACCACAGAGCCAAUGGAAUAGCUAACGAUGGUGUAGUCAUGAGAGUAAACGCCAACCAGUCCCAACUAUGUGAUGAAAAUUUCUUGUCAUAAUCCCGAAAAGCAAUAAUACCACCUUCUCCUGGUUCACUGCUAAGAGAGAUCUGUACCUACAAAUUAAGAAAUUGAUAAAAAUAUAAUAAUUAAUGAGUAAAUAAGUACCACUGAAGAAUCAGCAAUCUUGUAAGUCACUUCGGCACUAGUGAAGUUGUAGUAUCCGUAACGCUUUGGUCUCACAAUCACAACAUGAGAAACAUUAGUCUGGGGCGAAAUUCUAUCAAAUUUGGCUGAUAAGUGCCCUCCAGCUA